CGCCCGCCUCAGUCUCUCUCCAUCACUGUGAUCGGGCUGGUCGCUUCCCUCUCGCCUUGCCUGUGUGCAGUCUGCGGACAAACCGGGGAGAGAACCGGCGCUGCAGCUCCUUGGUCCUGGACUCCAAUGUGGAUACGAGGUCCGAUCAAUGGGAAUACUUUAACCGGAGCCUUACGGCCAAUUACGUGAAAAAAAGAGCAACACUGAAGGACCAACCACUGAAGGAGCCCGAGAGCGAGCCCGUGCUGGCCUUGGUUUGAGUGUGUGACCAGCGGAUAAACUUUGUUCAUGCGUCUCCCUGCGUGCCACUCCCACAUCACUAUGAACUGUGAGCAGGACUUUGGAGACGGGGGCUUGGGAGUGACACUCACGUUACGACUGCUCAUGCACGGAAAGGAGGUUGGCAGCAUCAUAGGAAAGAAAGGAGAGACUGUCAAGCGAAUACGGGAGGAGAGCAGUGCCCGGGUCAACAUCUCAGAAGGUUCAUGUCCAGAGAGGAUAAUCACCAUCACAGGAUCCACGGAAAGUGUCUUCAGGGCCUUCACCAUGAUCACAUACAAACUGGAGGAGGACCUGACGACGCUGGUGGCCAACGGCACCAUCAGCUCCAAGCCACCAGUCACCCUGCGGUUGGUCAUUCCUGCCAGCCAGUGUGGCUCUCUGAUCGGGAAAGGAGGGGUGAAGAUAAAGGAGAUUAGAGAGAGCACCGGAGCUCAGAUACAGGUGGCGGGGGAUUUGCUGCCCAACUCCACUGAGCGAGGGGUGACGAUAUCUGGGAAUCAGGACUCUGUAAUCCAGUGCGUCAAACUCAUCUGUGCGGUGAUCCUGGAGUCUCCCCCGAAGGGUGCCACCAUUCCUUAUCGUCCCAGCCCUUCGCCAGCCGCCCUCCUCAUUGCGGGGAACCAGGUGUUUGAAGCAUCCGAUUUUGCACCCCACCCCCUGUACUCUGUCACCCAGGGUGGCCUUGACCUGCAGCAGGCGUACACUCUGCAAAACCAAUACGGCAUUCCACACUCGGAGCUGGCCAAACUCCAUCAACUGUCAAUGCAGCAAGGCCUCAACCCAGUUGCCCAGUCCGCUUCGACUAUCAUCCCUGGGAUGGAUGCAAAUGCCCAGACAUCUCAGGAGCUGCUUAUUCCCAAUGAUCUGAUCGGCUCCAUCAUCGGCCGUCAGGGCACCAAGAUCAACGAGAUCAGGCAGGUGUCGGGAGCCCAGAUCAAAAUCGGCAGCCAACUGGACGGGACAAGCGACCGCCAUGUCACCAUCACAGGAACCCCAGUCAGCAUCAACUUGGCCCAGUACCUCAUUACCUCCUGUUUAGAGACAGCCAAAUCCACAGCCCAGGCCGCCACCAUCGCAGCGCCGGUCGACCUCAACAUGGCCUUCACCCAGCCGGCGUCCCCGGCCGCGUCUCCUGCGCCCACCCUGGCCACCCUGGCCCCGGCUCACGUUCUGGGCGCCCCGUACGGCGCCGUGCCCCUCUCCGGCCUGCUGGGAAUGAAGUCUGUCCCCUUUCUGACUCUAUCCAGCCCGGCCCCCGCCGUGGCGGCGGUCACGGCGGCACCUUCCCACAGCACCCUGGCGGCCUACACGGCCAAAAUCUCCUCAGCCAAUUGCAUCAAAAAGCCAGAGAGACAGAAGUUUGCCCCCUACUGAUGAAGCCCCCGCGGGUCCGCGCCUGGGGAGCCUAAUGAAGGACAGCCGUUCAUGUUCUUCCGCAAACGCCUGAUGUAGCCAUAGCCCUCGGAGGCAGCGACGCCCUUGACUUUGGUUCUAUGAUGCACCAACAGAGAAGAGACCAACGGAGCAAAGCUUUUCCAAUCAUUUACCGUUAUCAACCCAAUGUGAGUUUCACGUCAAACCGGUGGGCUGCCGUCAUCGUCACGUCACUGUUAUUGAUCUAUUACGUCAAAAUAUGGAAAAAGGGCUUGAAGCCCACCUGAGUCACACAUGGUGAAACGUCUUUUCACAUGCGUGUCUCACGUUGGAGGUCAACCAUCAGUAUUUAUCCUAAUAGUUUGUAAAUUAUACUCAGAUGACAAAGUACCCCAACUGUAUGAUGCUUUUAUACGUCUAUGUUUGCCUCUGGAAGUUUUUAAGAAAAUUUGUAAAUGUCUGGGGGGAAUUUGUUUUUAUGGUACUGUACUUGACUGUUCAGUGUUUCCUUUCUUUUGUUGGAUUUUCUUUUGAUUGUGCACUCGUUUCAUCUUUAUUUAUUAGUAUUGUUUCAUGUAUUAAAAGUCUUUGUUUCCUGA
Doryrhamphus excisus (bluestripe pipefish) is the source of this 2255-nucleotide messenger RNA. RefSeq names its product poly(rC) binding protein 4 (gene pcbp4). Gene Ontology annotation, molecular function: RNA binding. The record is from RefSeq and is a predicted model, not a curated record. Lineage: Eukaryota; Metazoa; Chordata; Actinopteri; Syngnathiformes; Syngnathidae.